Notothenia coriiceps (black rockcod) is the source of this 1377-nucleotide messenger RNA. RefSeq names its product PHD finger protein 20-like. Gene Ontology annotation, cellular component: NSL complex; MLL1 complex. Lineage: Eukaryota; Metazoa; Chordata; Actinopteri; Perciformes; Nototheniidae. The record is from RefSeq and is a predicted model, not a curated record. Gene Ontology annotation, biological process: regulation of transcription by RNA polymerase II. The transcript is spliced from 5 exons. The coding region runs from base 385 to 1371 and encodes 328 amino acids.
CGCGGCUUAUAGUCCGAAGAUUACGGUAUUUGUUUUCCAAAAAGUGUGCAUCCGCUGAAAAAGGUGUCAUGGGUGCACCCCGGGAUUUGAUCAGAUUGAUUGUCCCGGUCAGUUCUUGAGUUUAUUAUUUGUCCAUGUUUUGUUGUCCCACAAUUUUUUUCCCUUCAUGACAUUUUGUUUUACGUCUGCCUCCCCCUCCCCCUCCCUGUAUUAACAGACUACACAGGUAGUGAGGAGAAUAUUGACAUCUCAGUUUUGGGUCUUCAGUCCAAAUUGAAUUUGCCACUCAAAUUCCCCCCCUCACACAAUCACAAGCCUGAGGCCUACCACAGCAGGCCUGGAUACAGCUACUCAAAGCAGAUACAUGUGGAUGAUGAUGAUAGCAUGAGCGACUGGUCCACUGACAGCUGUGGGUGGAGCGACGAGGACUUCGGGGGGGAUUUAGACGUCACCACGCCUCCCCUGAGUGUGGACUCGGGUGCUGUCGACACAAACGACCAGGAGUUAGUGCGCUGCAUCUGUGAGGUCGAGGAGGAGAAUGACUUCAUGAUUCAGUGUGAAGACUGUUUGUGCUGGCAGCAUGGCACCUGCAUGGGCCUGCUGGAAGACAAUGUUCCCGACCGCUACACCUGCUACAUCUGCAGAGACCCACCAGGUCAGAGACAGAGUCUGCGCUACUGGUACGACCGUGAGUGGUUAAUCAACGGUCACAUGUACGGCUUGUCCUUCCUGGAAGAGAACUACUCGCACCAAAACGCCAAGAAGAUCACCACCACCCACCAGCUGCUGGGGGACGUGCACCACGUGGUGGAGAUCCUCAGCGGACUGCAGAUCAAGAUGAACGUCCUGCAGAGCAAUACUCACCCGGACUUGCAGCUGUGGCGGCAGCCCUGGAAACAUCUGGAGAGGUCGUGGACCGCCUCGGACUCGUGCCGCAGCAGCAACGCGACUCCCGAUGAGGACAUGAGCCGAGGGGAGAUUUUAAUGUCCAACGCUCUGGAGAAGCUGAGCCGGGCCGCUACAGCCGCCACCUCCUCCUCGUCCGGCUCCUCCUUCCCAUUCCCCUCCUUCCAAGACUCGUACAUUAUCAGUGAACAUUGCUACCAGAAACCGCGGGCGUAUUACCCGGCGGUGGAGCAGAGGCUGGUGGUGGAGACCCGACAGGGCUCAGAGCUGGAGGACAGCAUGAGGAGCACCGAGGAGCUGCUGGAGCGGGAGCAGCGCUACGGGAGCCUGCUGGAAACAGACAAGCCCAAAUCCACUGGCCCCAGCAUCAAGGUUAGCCCUCAAUACACAGGGAUGCCAGAAUUUGAUUCUAUUUGUGGGGGCACCGCACCGCACACGCGUUGGGGUACUGCAGGGGGUACGUGAGGUUAA